Messenger RNA from Diplodia corticola, 1791 nucleotides. RefSeq names its product glucose oxidase. Gene Ontology annotation, molecular function: flavin adenine dinucleotide binding; oxidoreductase activity, acting on CH-OH group of donors. The record is from RefSeq and is a predicted model, not a curated record. The transcript is spliced from 3 exons. Lineage: Eukaryota; Fungi; Ascomycota; Dothideomycetes; Botryosphaeriales; Botryosphaeriaceae. Bases 1 to 1791 code for a protein of 596 amino acids.
AUGCUGCUCGCCCUUCUGGCCACUUUUUCUUUCUGCAGCCUCCGGCUGGGCGCUCUGGCCGCCCACGCCCCUUCUGCUUACGACUACAUCGUCGUCGGCGGCGGUACCUGUGGACUGGUCGUCGCCAAUCGCCUAUCAGAGAACGCGAACGUCUCGGUCCUCAUCAUAGAAGCCGGAUAUUCUGUCCACGACAAUCCAAAUGUCACAGACCCCAAUGGCUACGGGAAAGCAUUCAACACAGCCAUUGACAACCUGUACAAAACGGUGCCGCAAAUGUUCGCAAAUAAACAAAACCAGACGCUUCAUGCGGCAAAGGCACUCGGGGGGACUAGUACUAUCAAUGGCAUGGCCUACACGCGAGCCGAGGCCGCGCAGAUUGAUGCGUGGGAAAAGGUAGGCAAUGCAGGGUGGAACUGGAAAGCCUUGUACCCAUACUAUCUCAAGUCAGAGAGAUACCAGAUUCCCACCUCGGAGCAGAUUGCAGCCGGUGCCACCUUCAACCUGGAUUACCACGGGCUUGAGGGACCGCUGGCCGUGGGCUAUCCCAAGAAUCAAGCCAUUGAUGAGUUCCCAGCCAUACUACGCGAGUCUUACCAAGCCAUCGGGAUCCCAUUUUCACAGGACGUCAACGGAGGCUCCAUGCGCGGUUUCACCGUCUAUCCGAAAACGGUUGAUGAAGAAGCCAACGUCCGCGAAGAUGCGGCACGGGCAUAUUACUGGCCAUUUUCCACUUCUCGGCAGAACCUUCACCUCAGUCUGAACUCUACCGUGACAAGAGUCAUCUGGAAACCUUCGACUGGUCCGGGCGGGGAGGCGAUGGCAUCGGCUGUUGAGGUUCUCGCAGCGAACGGUACCAAGAUCACCUUUAAUGCUUCCCGCGAGAUCAUAGUUUCCGCGGGAGCUUUGCGCACCCCCUCUAUAUUGGAGUUAUCUGGAAUCGGGAACACACAGAUCCUCUCCAAGGCCGGCAUCGAAACCAAGGUGUCCCUCCCCGGAGUCGGAGAGCACCUGGUAGACCAGAUCAACAGCGGCAUAACCUUCUCCAAAGCCACGAGCCAGACAUAUACCGGAGCGGCCGGAUAUGCAGCCUACCCGAACGUCACGGACGUUUUUGGAAACUCCACCAGCGCAUUCGCAUCGUCGGUGCUUGCAGCUUUGCCGGCCUAUGCGUCGGCGAUUUCAGCACAAAACAACAACUGCACAAGCGCCCAAGACAUGCUUUCUCUGCUCAAGCUGCAGCACUCGCUGAUAUUCGAGGCCCAAGUACCUGUUGCAGAGAUCGUAAGCUGGCCGGAAGAAAAGUCGUUCGGGUCGCAGUACUGGAGCACGCUGCCGUUUUCACGUGGCAACGUCCAUGUUACGUCUUCGAACCCCAGCACGGCAGCCAAGAUCAACCCGAACUACUUCAUGCUGGAGUACGACCUUGAUUCACAGGUGGCGAUUGCGCGGUGGAUGCGGAAGCUCUUCGCCGCCGCGCCGCUUGCAGAUGUUGCGGGCGCAGAGACGUGGCCGGGUACCAAGGCAGUGGCGGCGAACGCUGGUGACGCGGCGUGGUCGAAGUGGCUGAAGCAGACUUACCGCGGCAACUAUCACGUCCUAAGCACGGCAGUCAUGAUGCCGCGAGAGAAGGGCGGCGUGGUGGACGAGAGACUGAAGGUGUAUGGGACUGCGAAUGUCAGGGUGGUGGAUGCCAGCGUCCUUCCCUUUCAAGUCUGUGGCCACUUGAUGAGCACGCUUUAUGCUGUUGCUGAGCGAGCGAGCGAUCUGAUCAAGGAGGACGGUGGCCUGUGA